Acanthaster planci (crown-of-thorns starfish) is the source of this 1675-nucleotide messenger RNA. RefSeq lists its product as uncharacterized. The record is from RefSeq and is a predicted model, not a curated record. NCBI's taxonomy places the organism in Eukaryota, Metazoa, Echinodermata, Asteroidea, Valvatida, Acanthasteridae.
CUCCCAACACGUGUUAAUGUUGGAAAAGUGAGUCUUCGCGACGCGCACCUUUAUGUCGGAUGAUGAGUAGAAAUACUCGCAACUAAGCGCACAGUCUAGUUGCAGGCCGGCAGGAAGUGCUUGAUUAAUGUCGACAAGAGGGCAAGCUUUGCCGUCUUAGCCUUACUCACAUGUCGAAAGUGAUACUACACGUACCAUGUAGCUACUGCUGUUUGUGCACCGCUGCAAAAUACCUUUCUGCUUCAUCAAGUAACAUGAAGCCCUGACACGGUGACAGGCUGACACGAAUAGACAGGAUCUCAACAUUGGCCUGGAUGUUAGAUGACGAAGUACAUGAUGUAUUCCUGUUUCGGUUGGUCUGUAUGACAUGUGAUCGGUGUACGAAGUCAAUUCCUACAACCACUUAGGCUACUGGGCAGGACACAAGAGCCAAAACCACGUUCACGCCUCCGAGCUAAGCCUACUGUCUUGUGUGGGCUGACAAGAGUAUUCAACAUGGCGUUGCAGUACCAGCUUAGCACUGACGAGCAGAUAUGGGUAAUGAUCCGUGUGAAGCAGGGACUUAUGCCAAUCGAGGAUGCUCUGGAGUAUGUGCGAAAACAACACGAGGAAGCAGGUCUUCCACCAGUUGUGACCCAAUGCCAUACAUAUACAAGCCCUAGCUCACCAUCUACAUCGCCAAAGGCGACAAGGGCUCACUCUCAUAAUCCAUGUCAACAGGAUCGCUUCUAUGGAAAGACUAGAGGACUCAGUCUUUUGAAGCACUUCUCUCGCCAGCGAUCAACAGGCAGGGACUCUUCCCUUGAACGUGAAGGCAGCCCUCAAGAAUCUAUCCAGACAAUCCGGCCCAAGUCUGUUGGUGUCUCAUAUUCUGUGGAUAGGGAGUGGGAGAGGAAUGAUGAACUUCUGGAUCUGAUGCUUGCACAAGGCAAGAUCUCAAGUGAGGAUCACAAAGAGUUACUUCAAAAAUUUGCUACUGUAAAGAAUUACAAGAAUGGCGAUGCACAACGCAUGAUUCUUGGGAAUCUUGUAAAGACUGGAAGAAUAUCUAUCGAUGAUGCUGUACACUACUCUAGACUUCUUGGAAUUGUGGCAUCAGCAGAAACAGAGGCGCGCACAAUUGCAGAGGUUAACAACGCCUUCCUAGACAAAAGGGUAUACAAUUUUGGUGUGUACAAGUACUACAAACAUCGUUCCUGUCAACGACGUAUUUUGCAGAUAGAUUUUCAGUCUUGUCAGAUCUGCAACAUCCAGAAAGGAAACCUGAAUCGGAUUUUCCCAUUUGCCCAAGUGACAGACUAUGAAAGUGAGGUAUGUAUACUGUUUUCUAUAUGAAUGUGUGUUGUUUUGAUAUGUUAAUUAGCAUAUUGCACGUUUCUUAAAUAAGAGAUGUAUUGAAAGGAUUUGGCUUGUGCUGAUAUCAAAUUUAACAUUUUAAUGAAUCCGCCAAAGUAUCAAGAUUCAUUAUCAUUACUUUAAAACUCAAAACAGUUUUAGAUGCCUUUGCAAAAAGGGUGAACUGCAGUUUGACCGCAUUUGCCACGAUUUUUCAAAGCCUUAGCAACCAGCCCUUGGUUGCAGUUUGUCCCCUACUUUACACAUCAAUGUAAUUUCCUAGUACACAAAAGUCUUCAGUAUGAUUGCAAAACAAGCAGAACGCAAUGGCCACAGUGAG